This is a messenger RNA of Magallana angulata, 6332 nucleotides long. RefSeq lists its product as uncharacterized. The record is from RefSeq and is a predicted model, not a curated record. Gene Ontology annotation, molecular function: nucleic acid binding. Bases 336 to 6332 code for a protein of 1998 amino acids. NCBI's taxonomy places the organism in Eukaryota, Metazoa, Mollusca, Bivalvia, Ostreida, Ostreidae. The transcript has 2 exons. Gene Ontology annotation, biological process: DNA integration.
CGCCAAUACUGCAAUUAGUCAUAUCUAUGCUGGUACUGCAGUUAGUCAUACCUGAUCUGACGUCAUCAGUUUUUGAGCUCAAUAUUUUUGUGUGUAGAGCCCGUGAACUUGUGUGAGGCGGGCUCAUGUCUUCAAUCAUUUUGUACUGAAUGUACUUUUCUCUGGAGGAAACUACUUAAUUGUAAAUCGUCAUUCGUCAUUCGUCAUUCGUCAUACAUCUAACAUGUUUUGUCACCCUCCAAAAUAAAAUAAAGACGCAUUUACAAAAGUAACCAAAGUUUCCUCAUUUCACUGGCCAGUACAAAUAUUUACAAUUAAGUAGAUGAUGGAGGAGGAUGGAGGGUGAGAAGAUAGAACAGUACCGUAGGAGUGAACGAAGUAGGAAAAUGACUCAAAAAGGUGCUGAAUUUACCCUGGAAAGUAAAAAUAAAAACCGAGAAAGGUGUUUCAAAAUACUGUUGACACUUAGUGACAACUUACAGAAAUUAUUAUUAUCAUCAGAGGAUAAAGAAACGAUUAGAAGAGCGUAUAGCGAAUGGCUCGAUAAAUACGAAGAAUUUCUAGUGUCUCAGGAUGAAGUACGGGCUUGGCUUUCUACCAGUGAUCAGGUCCCUGAUGAAGAAAGAUUCCAGAAGAGGGAUGAAUACCUUAUGGAUUUGAAAAGUUCUGUAGAGGACUGGUUUACGAAACAUUCAAAAAGUGUUGUGAUUGAUAACAAUUCCGUGAGUUCUAGUGGAAGUCGCAAGAGCAGUUAUUCGCAAGCGAAGUUGGAGGAAAGUCAAAGAAAAGCGGAAUUAGAGGCCAGAGCGGCAUCAUUUCAAGAGAAAAAACAGAUAGAAGAGGCCAAAUUACAGUUGAAAUUGAAGGAAGAAGAACUGGAUAUAAAGACAGCUUUAAAAAUAUGUGAUGAGAGAACUAAAAUAAUCGAACAACUGGAAAAAGCUGAUCUGGAAGUGGGACGUCUGUCAGAGGCCGCGGGUGACAUUCAUCUUCCUUCAUCAACAGUGACAACAUCAAUACAGGAUCCCAUCAUGCAUGUGUCUACAUCUAUGAAGCAGUCAAAGUUGAGUCCAUAUGCACCGGUGUUUUCGUCUGUUUCAAGACCAUUACCAACAUGUGAAACAGUUAACCACAUUAACAGAUCUACAUGUACAAUGACACCUGGUAUUCCAUAUGUGCCAACAAUAACACGCCACAGUACACCAUAUGUGCCUGUUUCAAGUUAUGAAACAAGUCGUCAACCACAGACUCAAGUUUAUUCUCAUCUGUCAGAGCCAAUGUUUACAACUGCAGAAAAUCACCACAACACAGAUGAUCUAUUUACAGUUGCAAGAGAGCUCAACAAACCUAAAGCUGACAUUCAAAAGUUUGAAGGAAAUCCAAUGGACUACCAAAGAUUUAUCCGACAGUUCAACACCAAAGUGUGCGUUAACACCAGUUCAUAUGAAGAGCGUUUGAACUUUCUUCUUCAAUUUACCAGUGGUGAAGCUAAAAGAAUAGUAACUGGAUAUUCACAUUUGGAUGCAGAAAGAGGAUACCUACAAGCUUUAGAGGAACUUAAGGAUCGAUAUGGUGAUCCAGAUGUUGUGGCUCAUACUUAUGUCAAGAAGGCGUUGGAUUGGCCAGCAAUUAAACCAGACAAUUCGAAGGCAUUAGACUCUUAUGCAAUAUUCUUAACCGAGUGUCAAUUUGCUGUGAAUAACGUAAACAGUGCUCGAGUUCUUGAAUACUCAGAAAACAUAAAACUUCUAAUUAGGAAGCUACCAUUCUACUUACAAGAAAAGUGGCGAAAUGUGGUGUAUGAGCUUAAAGACAGAAAACAAGCCGUUACAUUUCAAAACUUAGUAAACUUCGUCCGCAAAGAAGCUAAAAAGGCGAAUGACCCUAUCUAUGGAAAAGAAGUCAUGAAUUCUAGUUCAAGUGCACCAAAACGACAGAAUGAAAGAGUGAACACAUUUUCAAGACCGAGCCGGAACUUUGCUACAAAAACUAUGGAGUCCCAUUCAUCUACAGAAAAUCACACAGCUGCUGUUCAAUACAAACCAAAAUUUUGUGCUUUUGUGAAACCAUGCAUCUAUUGUGAAGGUUCGUCACAUUCCUUGGAAGAGUGCAAGAACAUUAUGAAACUUCCUCUGAAAGAUAGAUAUGCAGUUUUAAAAAUGAAAGGACUGUGCUUUUCUUGUUUAAAAUCUGGACACCAGAAGGGAGUUUGUCAACGCAAGUCAUAUUGUAUUCAUUGUAAGAGAUGUCAUCCUUCUAUACUCCACUUGGAUCCUCGACAGAGCUUUGAACCUCCGGACCAGAACAACAACAGAUUGUCUGUACCUUCAGCAUCUGUGUCUUCGGCAGCGCAUAUGGGGGCUGGGGAACUUGUGAGGCAAGCGCUUCCAAUUAUACCAGUGCGACUGAAAUCAAGAAACAGUGACAAAUACAUUUAUACAUAUGCUUUCUUGGAUUCAGGGAGUACAGCAACAUUUUGUACAGAGAAAAUAGCAAACUUACUUCACAUUGAAGGCAAAAAGACUUUGUUAUGUCUGACAACCAUGGGACAACAGAAGACAGAAAAUUGUUAUAUUCUCUCUGGACUCGAAAUAACUGACGUGAAUGGUGACAAUCAAAUAGAUCUUCCUCCUAUUUACACACAACCAGAAUUACCUGUGUCCAGGAAAGACAUAAUUUCACUGGAGGACCUUCAAAGAUGGCCGCAUUUAAGUGACAUUCACAUUGACAGAAUACCAAUAGAUAGUGAUAUCGGUUUGUUAAUUGGUGUCAAUGUUCCUAAAGCAAUGGAACCAUGGGACAUAAUUCCUAGUAAAGACAAUGGUCCAUUCGCUAUGAAGACUAUCCUUGGAUGGGUAAUCAAUGGACCAAUCGACACAGUUCCAGAAAAUGGCAUUUUCAACACAUUCGUCACGGUCAAUCGCAUUGAUGCAAGAUUAGAAGAACAGAUAAGAUACCAGUUUAAUCAUGACUUUUGUGAGCGGACGAUCGAUGAUGUUCCAGAGCCGUCAAAGGAAGAUAAAACUUUCCUAGAAUUGGUAAAAAAGUCAGUUCAUUUUGAGGAUGGACAUUAUAUCAUUGACUUACCUUUCAAAUCUAAAACUGUUACAAUGCCUAACAACAGAAAACAAGCAGAACAGAGACUGAUUUCAUUAUCCCGAAAAUUUGAAAACAACAUUGAAUUUUGUGACAGUUAUAAAGCAUUUAUGGACAAAAUUAUCAGUGAAGGUUACGCACAACAAGUUCCUACUGAGAACCUUCAACAAAACGAUGGACGUGUGUGGUAUUUGCCGCAUCAUGGUGUAUUUCAUCCCAAGAAGAAUAAACUGCGCGUUGUAUUCGAUUGUGCAGCCAAGUUCAAAGGAACUUCACUAAAUGAUCAGUUGUUACAAGGCCCUAACUUGACAAACACACUUAUUGGAACUCUGAUCAGAUUUCGGGAAGAUGAGAUAGCUGUUAUGGGUGAUAUUGACAGUAUGUUCUACCAAGUGCGUGUACCUCUCCAGGAUGCUUCAUUUCUUCGAUUCCUAUGGUGGAAAGAUGGAGAUACUUCGAAAAGUGUAACUGAAUACCAAAUGGUUGUGCAUUUGUUUGGUGCAACAUCUUCACCUAGUUGUGCCAAUUUUUGUCUUCGAAAAACAGCUCAGGAUUGGAAAGGAUAUUUCAGUGAAGAGACUGUUAACACCGUUCUCAAAAACUUCUAUGUAGAUGAUUGUCUUAAGUCUGUCAAAUCUGUGAACGAGGCUGUAAUAUUAGUGAAAGACUUACAAAGACUUUUAGACAAAGGUGGUUUUCACAUUUCAAAGUGGAUAAGCAACAGUCGAGAUGUCAUGAACUCAAUACCUGUGUCAGAGAGAGCUAAAGAAGUUAAGACUUUAGAUCUAGAUCGUGAUACUUUGCCGAUUGAAAGAGCCCUUGGAGUCCAGUGGUGCGUCGAGUCUGAUUUCUUCAACUUCAAGCUGGAAUUGAACAAACAACCGCUUACCAGACGAGGAAUUCUGUCGAUGGUCAGUAGUGUAUAUGACCCAUUAGGAUUUUUGGCUCCAUUUGUACUCAAGGCCAAAUGUAUCCUUCAAGAACUUUGCAAGAUGCAAUUAGGAUGGGACGAUAGAAUUCCAGAUGACCUUGUAAUUCAGUGGAAUCAUUGGUACCAGGACCUCCAGAAACUAGAAGACUUCAAAGUGAACAGAUGUAUCAAGCCCUUUGGAUUCGAUCCAGUCAUUGCGCAGUUACAUCACUUCUCUGACGCAAGCGAAACAGGAUAUGGCACAGUGUCCUACUUACUACUGGAGAAUACAGACGGAGAACGUCAUUGUUCUUUCAUCAUGGGAAAAUCUCGUGUUACACCACUCAAACAGACAACCAUUCCAAGACUGGAGUUGACGGCAGCUACAAUAGCCGUCAAAACCAACAAGAUGUUACUGACCGAGCUAGACAUGCCCAUCGAUCGCGUUAUAUUCUGGACCGACAGUAUGGCAGUAUUACGUUAUAUUCAGAACAGAACGGCAAGAUUUCAUACUUUCGUAGCUAACAGACUAGCAGUGAUACAUGAAGGAUCGCAGCCCCGCAAUUGGAGAUACAUUAACACGAAAGUCAACCCAGCUGAUUACGCAUCAAGAGGUAUAUCGGCCAACAGCCUUAUCAUGCAAGAAAACUGGAUCAAGGCCCCUAGUUUUUUAUUGGAACCAGAGGAUCAGUGGCCCAAACAUCCAAUGGAGAUCGCUGAUACAGAAUUAUUGGACAAUGACCCAGAGGUGAAAAGAGUUACCAUCAGAGCAGUCAUCGCAGAACAACAGAAUUCAGACAAUUCCACAGAGUGUGUUAAUAAGUUGAUUCAACAUUAUUCUUCGUGGUACUUGUUGAAACGAACAGUGGCAUGGAUUCUGAAAGUGCGGAAAGAAUUGUUAAGGCGUGUGAACAUGAAAAGACUCAAUUCUAGUCCAAUAUUACAAGAAUCAUAUGAUAAGAGUGUUCUAUCGCACCAAGACCUUAAAGAGGCAGAGAAGUCAAUACUGAAAUUUGUUCAACAGCAAGAAUUUGACACAGAAAUCAAUGCUCUUGCAUCAGGAAACUCUCAUGUGAAUCGUAGAAGUAGAAUCAGGAACUUGGAUCCAUUUUUGGAUGAUGGAAGUUUACGUGUCGGCGGUCGACUACACCAGUCAAGUAUUCCAGCAGAGAUGAAACAUCCAGUUAUUCUAUCCAAAGAUCAUCAUGUGUCAACAAUCAUUCUUAGACAAAUUCACCAAGAACUGAUGCAUAGUGGUAGAAACCAUAUGUUGGCAAAGUUAAGAGAAAAGUAUUGGAUUAUUCAUGCUCCGUCAGCUAUCAGGAAGCUGAUAUCAAGAUGUGUUACAUGUAGACGAUUCAAGUCGAAAGUUGAAGAGCAGAAGAUGGCAAAUCUACCAAAGGAUCGUAUCGUUCCAGAUGAACCACCAUUUAGCAGAGUAGGAGUCGAUUACUUUGGACCGUUCGAAGUAAAACAAAAGAGAAGUCGUGUGAAACGUUAUUGCGUAAUAUUCACCUGCUUGGCAAGUCGAGCUGUACAUUUGGAAGUAGCAGCUUCAUUAGACACUGAUUCUUACAUAAAUGCCUUGCGACGCUUUAUUGCCAGAAGGGGACAAGUUACGAAGAUACGUUCUGAUAAUGGAACUAAUUUUGUUGGUGCCGAACGUGAACUUGCCCGAUCCAUACAGGAAUGGAAUCAACACCAGAUUCAAAAGUCAAUGUUACAGAAGAAUGUAGACUGGCAAUUUAACCCACCAGCUGGAUCACAUCAUGGUGGAGUGUGGGAAAGAAUCAUUCGAAUUAUUCGCAAGGCCAUGAACAGCGUUGUAAGGGAACAGACCUUGGACGACGAAGGACUUAAUACCCUGAUGUGUGAAAUCGAAUAUAUGAUCAACGAUCGACCAAUCACGAAGAAUACAGAUCACCACUCUGAUUUGGAACCACUUACACCAAACCAUUUGCUCUUAAUGAAGCGGAAGCCGAACCUGCCUCCAGGAGUUUUUGAUAAGGACGACAUCUAUCACAGGAGACGGUGGAGACAAGUUCAAUAUAUGGCAAACCUGUUUUGGCAUAGAUGGGUACGGGAAUACCUACCGCUUUUACAAGAAAGAGAGAAGUGGCACGAAAUCAAACGGAACUUGCAAAUUGGUGAUGUUGUGUUAAUAGUCGAUUCUAAUUCUCCGAGAAACUCGUGGCCUAUGGGCAUUAUUUGUGAAACUAUACCGGACUGCAACGGACUUGUGCGACAAGUUAAAGUUAAAACUGCGACAAAUAUUCUGAUCCGCCCCGUUGAUAAACUCUGCCGGGUUCUAGAAGGAGAUUGUUAG